UGUAAGUGUCCCCUCUCUAUCGCCCGGGUUGUUAAUGAAGUGGAAACCCGUGUUAACGCGUUAGUGCCCUCUGUACUCUUAUCUCAUUAUUCUCGGAGUACGUUUCAUACGGAGAACAGAUUUACCCUCAAAGAAUAAACGUGACAUCGAUCAGAGACUACGAUAAUUCUGAUUUACAUUGAAAUUCUUGGGGUUAUAUUGGAGUUAAUUUCGGGCCACUGACUGCAAUGAACAAACUGCACGAAUGUAUAGCAAGUGUCAACGGAAGAAUUGCGACAUCGAUUUUCAUAAGCUGGUAAUCAUGCGAGAAAACAGCGUUCGUCUGUCAGGGUCCUCAAUGUACAUAGCUGAUGCUGAUGUAUUCAGAACAUCUACAUUGUAAUGGGCCUAAUUUGAUCAGAAAUUGGCAGUGGUGGAAUUAGCCAAUUCUUUUAUAUGGAUGAGGAUCUUUCGGCCUGCAAUGUCCCUCUGUGCCAACACUAAAGAAUUUGCCCCGAUAUGGUAACUGCCACUGUUUUGUUCUAAAGCUUCGUGACGAAUUUUUGUGAAACGUUCAGAUGAAAUGUAUGAGAGGUUUAGAAAAUUUGUCGAUUAUUUCUGAAUUAUGGAUGCCAAGGCGCAUGGCAGUUGGCUGCAUCGUCCGGACACAGAUUCGAUAGGCCUGAGUACUACCGGUUCUACAAUUCAACUGACUAUCUAAAAACAUAACCAUAUAGUGAUGGAGAUAGACUUGAAACUGUAGUAAGCAAUUGCUUCACUUCUGGUGACAAUUCAGCAGGUCAGCCAUGUUUGGAAUGGAGAUUAUGCAAAAUUUUACAAACGGAACCCCUGAGUCUUACGGUGGGGUGGGGUAUGAGAUGAGACUACUUGCCAAGGGCAGCCCCGACCACCGACCCCCAAGCAUGAUCAAUCUGACGUCAGAGGAGUACGAGAGGUCAUUAUUGAAGGUUAAGGUCCAGAUCUGUGUGCAGUUUUUCAAAGUCGGCGAAAUCGACACACUAAAGGAGCAGUUUACGGCGGAUGUUGUUGUGAAAGCGAAAUGGAGGGAACCAACUCUAGAUGGUCAAAAUAAAACGUCUGAAUCCAUAGAAUUCAAUAAAUUCUGGAAUCCCAAAUUGUACAUAGAAAAUUCCCUGGGCGAUCCAAAGGAACAAAUUCGGUACCGGCUUCUGUACAAUGACAAAGGAGAAGCAUUCAUCACAGAGAAGCGGGUUAUUAAGGGAACUUUCAUGGAGAAUCUGGAAUUGGAUGAUUUCCCAUUUGAUGUACAGGACUUAACCAUAACCGUGGCUUCCGAGCUGCCGUCCUAUGAAGUGGAACUAAUUGAAGACUUGGAUGACCACCAUGUGGUCAACAAACAAUCUUUUGUGGAUGAACAAGAAUGGCAUUUAUAUAUGCACACCGAGUGUUCUCGAAGGGACCUUGUGAUAGACCAAGCGGACAACAGUGUCCGGCGUUCGGCUCUUUCCGUGAAAUGUCGGGCUGCCCGAAGACCGGGUUAUUUUGUAUGGAAUAUAUUCCUAGUUACAUUUUUAAUAUGCACCCUAGCUUUCGCCACGUUUUCGGUGGAGAAGAAAUUACCCCAGAACCGCCUGCAGUUAUCCUUCACUUUGGUGCUCACAGCAGUAGCUUUCAAGUCAGUGGUCAAUUCCAGCCUUCCAAGAAUAUCCUACCUAACUUAUAUGGAUAAAUACCUACUAGCCGCCAUGAUCAUGCUGUCGGCAGUCUGUGUGUGGCACGCACUGGUCACUGUUGUCAAGGAAACAAUCGCAGACAAGGCAGAAACGAUCGUCCUCAUCUCCCUCGGAAUCAUCUACGUCAUCUACAAUGUCGGCUUCCUCAUCAUCAUCUACCUUUAUCCGUGGAAGAAAAGAAGAACAAUGGCUCAAAAAGACAGAGAUUACACGAUAAACUGCGCUGCCCAAUAUUCAAUAUCUCGGCCGGAGAGGUUCGACUCAUAUAGAGGAAGGAGAAAGUUAUCGGCCCUUCUGAAACAAGCAGGAAGGUCUACGGUUGGUGAAGAGCAAGUUGUAACGAGAAGAAAAGACUCCGGAUGUGGCCUUUCUGAAGUCCUCCAUUGUAACCCGUCGUCCGCCGUCGAUCUUCUCUCGGUCUCGACGACACUCGACAAACGGACGGAACAGGAGGAAGCCAUGUAAUAUGGCGGACAAAUCCAAGAGACUCCGAAACUAACUGGAACACCUCGAGUGUGGCCGAUGUUUAGACACUGCUCAUUCCAUUCGAUAUUCAGUGUCCUGUUUUCAUUGUUGUUAGACAGACAGUGUUAUAUGCAAACCACGGACAUGGCGCUGUGUUAUAUUAUCAUGUUAUUUUGCAGUUAUAUUGUAAUAUAUAUGUGUUUUGGUUAAAACUUGAGAACUAAUACCUCCCAUGUAACGGCAUUAUGUGUACACAUUCAAGGUUUUCCUAUAAAUACCAAAAUAAACAUACAGGAUACCGUUGACAA
This is a messenger RNA of Magallana angulata, 2467 nucleotides long. RefSeq names its product cys-loop ligand-gated ion channel-like. Gene Ontology annotation, molecular function: neurotransmitter receptor activity; transmembrane signaling receptor activity; extracellular ligand-gated monoatomic ion channel activity. The transcript is spliced from 10 exons. Gene Ontology annotation, cellular component: neuron projection; membrane; synapse. Bases 786 to 2159 code for a protein of 457 amino acids. Lineage: Eukaryota; Metazoa; Mollusca; Bivalvia; Ostreida; Ostreidae. The record is from RefSeq and is a predicted model, not a curated record. Gene Ontology annotation, biological process: nervous system process; signal transduction; monoatomic ion transmembrane transport.